AUGUCUGCUUCAUUAGAUAAAUCAUUAGAUGAUAUCAUUUCAUCGAGCAAAAAGACUUUCAAGUCUAGAAGACCUGGUGCAAAAGUUGGCGCCAAAAGUAACCAAAACAAGGUUGGCAAAAAGUUGACAAAUGGCAAAGCAAAAAAGCCAGCCACUGUUUCAUUCAACAAGCCAAAAGCCGCUGCUGCUGUUGCUGCCGCUGCUCCCGCUAUAGAUUUGAGCUAUGCUACAAAGGUAAAUGUCACGGGUUUACCAAGAGAUUUGAAACAUGACAAUGUUAGGGAAUUUUUUCAAUCACAAAUUGGAGGUGUUAACAAAGUUGACAUGAGCUACAACGAAAAAGGUCUAUUUAAAGGAUACGCCACUAUCAUUUUCAAAUCUAGCAAGAACGCUGCUUUGGCUGUCGAGAAGUACAACGGUGCCUCAAUCGAUGGUGGUGCAGGUAAGUUGAAGUUGGAAUUGAUUAUUGACACUUCAAAGAAACCAUUGGCUGCUAGAAUUACUGCUAAGCCAGUACAGCAAGUUAGAACACCAAAAGCUGGUGCAAAGGCUGGUGCCAAAAAAGUGUUGGUCAAGAAGAAUGCUGUUAAGGCCAAGAAGGCUACUAAGAAGCCACAAAAGAAAAAGACUGUAGAAGAGUUGGACCAAGAGAUGGCAGAUUACUUUGAAAAUUAA
Messenger RNA from Lodderomyces elongisporus, 675 nucleotides. It is a transcript of the gene YRA1, whose product is annotated as RNA-binding protein. Lineage: Eukaryota; Fungi; Ascomycota; Pichiomycetes; Serinales; Debaryomycetaceae. The record is from RefSeq and is a predicted model, not a curated record. Gene Ontology annotation, cellular component: nucleus. Gene Ontology annotation, biological process: mRNA export from nucleus. Bases 1 to 675 code for a protein of 224 amino acids. The transcript has 2 exons. Gene Ontology annotation, molecular function: mRNA binding.